CAUCAUGAGGGUGUUUGCAGUAUUCCUUGGGCUGGCGGUCCUCUCAGGCUGCUAUGCCAGAAGUGUUCCUCAGGAUGAGAUGAUGAACUCCUGGGAAGCCACGGUCGAGAAGUUUAACGAUUAUUUCACCGACCUGAACUCAAAGGCCGACAGAAUGGUGAAGGACAUCAAGAGCUCCCAGAUCAAUCGGGAACUGGACACCUUGAUCUACGACAGCAUGUCGGAGCUGACCCAGUACAGAGAGGACCUGAAGACCAAGCUGGGCCCAUACACCCAGGAGGCGGCGGGGACCCUGGGCAGAGAUCUGCAGAGUACCUUCGGCAAGCUGGACGGGCAGCUGCUGGAGGCCCGGGAGCAGAUGGAAAAGUACAGACUGGAGCUGACGACCAUGAUGGAGCAGAACGCCGACGACGUGAGGGUCCGGGUCUCCGCCUACAGCCGCAAGUUGAAGAAACGCCUCAACAAGGACACAGAGAGCAUCAAGAGAACUGUUGAAGAAUUAUUUGGGAAUCUUCACUCCAGCACCUCCAACAACAUGGAGGGCAUGAAGGAGCGUUUCGACCCUUUCUUCGUUCAGGUGCGGGACAACGUCCAGGCAAAGAUCAGCACCCUGGGUGACCUGUUCCACGACACCACCGAGGACAUGAAGGACCGCAUCGAGACCACCGCUGAAGACCUGCGCUCCACGCUGAAGGACAAGUUUGAGGAGAUGAAGAACUGGUUCCAGCCCUCCAUGUAAACCCUGUAACCAACAGAGAGGACCAUCAGUCAAAACCACCUGCAAAAACCCUUUGAAGAGAUUCAUAACCAAAGAUAUUCAGCUGUUAUAUUACACACCACCUCCAUGUCUGAAUGUGUAGGGUCACUGAUGCCUUUCAA
Molecule: messenger RNA, 879 nt
Organism: Notothenia coriiceps (black rockcod)
Lineage: Eukaryota; Metazoa; Chordata; Actinopteri; Perciformes; Nototheniidae
Product: apolipoprotein Eb-like
Exons: 4
Coding region: 5-739 (244 amino acids)
Biological process (GO): phospholipid efflux; cholesterol metabolic process; acylglycerol homeostasis
Cellular component (GO): low-density lipoprotein particle; extracellular vesicle; high-density lipoprotein particle
Molecular function (GO): phospholipid binding; phosphatidylcholine-sterol O-acyltransferase activator activity; cholesterol transfer activity
Source: RefSeq, a predicted model, not a curated record